Molecule: messenger RNA, 722 nt
Organism: Cetraspora pellucida
Lineage: Eukaryota; Fungi; Glomeromycota; Glomeromycetes; Diversisporales; Gigasporaceae
Source: the annotation of a GenBank genome assembly
AAGCACACACGAUAAAACUGACAAAAGUCUGGAAGAACUACGUUUAAUUUGUUCACAGUUUGCAUUCGAAAAAUUUAUAAGGCAACAGGAAGAUCUUGCAAUACAUGAUGCAUAUGAAGUUUUUGCAUGUGAAGAUGGUACAUACAAUGUGGUACAAAUAGAUGGUUUAAACAAAUCAACUUAUAUAGUGCAACUCGGUAAGCCUAGUUCUUGUACAUGCCUGCAUCCUCGACGUACAAGAACCCCCUGCCAACAUAUAAUUGUAUUAUAUUUACGGUACUUGCAUACUCCUGUUUCACAAAAUGAGAUUCACCAGCGUUGGUAUGCACGAUAUACCGAUACUGCAAAAACAGAACAUGUUACAGAUCCUGUUCCUUCCCAUUUUGUCGAAAUUUUUAAUAAGUUGCCAAAAUUUCAUCAUAAUGCAUUUUUGGACUUAAUGCAACAUACUGUAGAAUAUGUUCUGGAAAAUGAAACAAUGCCAAAGCUGCAAAUGGAUAACAAUAAUAUUGAUCAGCAAGUAACAUUUAAGACAAUCAAUAUCGAUAAUACUGCAGAUUGUAGUAAUCUCAUAAUGCCAAAAGUAAAACGUAAACGUGGCAGACCACCUAACAACAAACGUAUUUGUGGUGCUGAAGAAAAUAAAGAAAAUGACCCGCCCUUAAAAAAAACUUCAGCUAAACAAAAAUUAGGAAAAGACAAUAAAACAUCACAUCCAACUA